CUCUCUCAUCUGUCUGUCUCUCCAAGUAGUCUUCGCAAUCUGAGCGCUCGUGCUCUUGCUGCUGCUGCUGCUCCUGCUCGUGCUCUUGCUCCUGCGUGCGUGCGUGUGUGUGCGUGUGCGCGCGUGUGUGUCUGUCUGUGUGUGUGUGUGUGUGUGUGUGUGUGUGUGUGUGCGUGCGUGUGUGUGUGUGUGUGUGUAUAUGUGUGCGCGCGCGCGCCUCACUGUGUCGUCCCUGCGCUGGUUCCCCGGGAUCAUGGAGCUCGCGACGCGCUGCUUGCUGGUGCCGCCGCCGCUGUUGCUGCUGCUGCUGCUCGCGAGCCUCGGCGCGGCUUCCGCGGCCACCGACUGGGACGCGGCGAUCGCGGCGGACGAGCCGAGCUACUACGACGAGGCGAUGAUGAGUCCCCCAGAAGUGAUCGACUACAAAGACCCGUGCAAAGCCGUGGCCUAUCUGGGGGACAUUGCGCUUGACGAAGAGGACAUGCGCAUGUUUAAAGUGGACCGCAUCGUGGAUGCCGUCCAGAAAACGGUGAUCAACCUCAACAGUACAGCAGGAGUGUCAGCCAAUGACACGAGCCCGAACGCUGCCAGGACCACUUUCCGGCGUAGGAAGAGGGCAGCCACAUCUCGCCCUGAAAGGGUGUGGCCUGAGGGCGUCAUCCCUUAUGUCAUAAGUGGCAACUUUAGUGGUAGUCAAAGAGCGAUAUUCAGGCAGGCGAUGAGACACUGGGAGAAACACACGUGUGUGACAUUCAUCGAGAGAACCACAGAGGACAGCUACAUCGUCUUCACCUACCGGCCGUGUGGGUGUUGUUCGUAUGUGGGCCGCAGGGGAGGCGGACCUCAAGCCAUUUCCAUCGGGAAAAACUGCGACAAGUUUGGAAUCGUGGUACACGAGCUCGGUCAUGUGAUCGGUUUCUGGCAUGAGCACACGCGGCCAGACCGAGACGACCAUGUCAGCAUUAUACGGGACAACAUUCAGCCUGGACAGGAGUACAACUUUUUGAAGAUGGAGCCCGGUGAAGUGGACUCUCUAGGGGAAGUCUAUGACUUUGACAGCAUCAUGCACUAUGCCAGAAAUACAUUUUCCAGAGGGAUUUUCCUGGACACCAUCCUCCCACGCUAUGACAUAAACGGCGUGCGUCCGCCCAUCGGCCAGAGAACCAGACUGAGCAAAGGAGACAUCGCACAGGCACGCAAACUUUACAAGUGUCCAAGAUGUGGAGACAGUCUGCAGGACAGCAGUGGGAACUUCUCGUCUCCCGGUUUCCCCAACGGCUACUCAGCAUACAUGCACUGUAUCUGGAGAAUCUCAGUCACGCCAGGCGAAAAGAUCAUUCUCAAUUUCACCUCCAUGGAUCUGUAUCGGAGUCAUCUGUGCUGGUACGAUCACGUGGAGAUCAGAGAUGGAUAUUGGAGGAAAGCCCCACUCAAAGGUCGAUUCUGUGGAGACAAGCUUCCAGAGCCGAUCAUUUCGACAGACAGUCGUUUGUGGAUCGAGUUCAGGAGCAGCAGCAACUGGGUGGGCAAAGGCUUCUCAGCUGUGUAUGAAGCUAUCUGCGGUGGUGAAGUGAAGAAGGAUAAUGGGCAGAUCCAGUCUCCUAACUACCCAGAUGACUACAGACCCAAUAAAGUCUGUGUGUGGAAGAUCACAGUUUCUCAGGGUUACCAUGUAGGCCUCACUUUCCAGUCCUUUGAAAUCGAGAGGCACGACAGCUGCGCUUACGACUAUCUAGAGGUUCGUGAUGGGAACUCGGAAAACAGCCCACUGCUGGGUCGCUUCUGUGGAUACGACAAACCGGAAGACAUCAAGAGCAGCUCCAACCAGCUGUGGAUGAAGUUCGUGUCUGAUGGCUCAGUCAACAAAGCCGGGUUUGCCGCCAACUUCUUCAAAGAGGUGGACGAAUGCUCGAGACCGGACAACGGUCGCUGUGAGCAACGCUGCGUAAACACACUCGGCAGUUAUAAGUGUGCGUGCGAUCCAGGCUUCGAGCUAGCCGCGGACAAACGAAGCUGCGAGGCUGCGUGCGGCGGCUUCAUCACCAAGCUGAACGGCUCCAUCACGAGUCCUGGCUGGCCGCGCGAGUACCCGCCGAACAAGAACUGCGUCUGGCAGCUGGUGGCGCCCACGCAGUACCGCAUCACGCUGCUCUUCGACGUCUUCGAGACCGAGGGCAAUGAUGUGUGCAAGUACGACUUCGUGGAGGUCAGAAGUGGACUUUCUGCAGACUCCAGGCUACAUGGGAAAUUCUGUGGCGCAGAGAAGCCGGAGACCAUCACCUCUCAAUACAACAACAUGCGCAUCGAGUUCAAAUCGGACAACACCGUGUCCAAGAAGGGCUUCAAGGCCCAGUUCUUCUCAGAUAAGGACGAGUGCUCCAAGGAGAACGGUGGUUGCCAGCACGAGUGUGUGAACACCUUCGGUAGCUACAGCUGCCAGUGCAGGAGCGGUUUUGUCCUCCAUGAAAAUAAACACGACUGCAAAGAGGCCGGCUGUGAUCAUACGGUGAACAGUGUGAGUGGAAUCAUCACCAGUCCCAACUGGCCUGAUAAAUACCCCAGUAAGAAAGCGUGCACAUGGGCUCUCUCCACCACACCGGGACAUCGUAUCAAAAUCGCUUUCAAUGAAAUCGACAUGGAACCUCAUUUAGAGUGCGCGUACGACCACAUCGAGAUCUACGAUGGGCGCGACGGGAAGGCGCCCAGCCUCGGACGCUACUGCGGUGCCAAGAAACCUCCUCCGGUCACGUCGAGCGGGAACAAGAUGUUCAUCCGCUUCUUCUCUGACAACUCGGUGCAGAAGAAAGGAUUCGAAGCCUCGCAUACCGCAGAGUGCGGAGGACAGUUAAAAGCCGAGGUGAAAACCAAAGACAUCUAUUCACAUGCCCAGUUUGGGGACAACAACUACCCUGGUGCGUCAGACUGCCAGUGGGUGAUAUCAGCUGAGAAGGGCUACGGCGUCGAGCUCAUCUUCCAGACGUUUGAGAUCGAAGAGGAAGCCGACUGCGGCUACGACUACAUGGAGCUGUUCGACGGAGCCGACACCAAGGCCCCAAGGCUUGGUCGCUACUGCGGAUCAGGGCCUCCUGAGGAAAUCUACUCGGCCGGCGACUCCAUCGUCAUCAAGUUCCGAUCAGAUGACACCAUCAACAAAAAGGGCUUCCACGUGCGCUACACUAGCACCAAGUUCCAGGACACGCUGCACUCGCGCAAGAAGUGACCCCUAGUGGCCGGGAGGGGCCGUGCAGGGCCCAGGGGGAGGAGUCGAGGCGCCAGGCGGAGGGCGCAGCCCGUUGCACGGAGCCCCCCGGCCGCCAAUGCCAGCCGCAAGAACGAUGCCAACCGCACCUCAGUAGCUCGCAGGGGCUCUGGUGCCCCCUACUGACUGUGAGGAGUAAAGCCAUUCCACAGUAGACCUUGUUUUUACCUUUUUUUAUGAUUAAUGAUCAGGGGUUGAAGGGGUGGAGUUUGGGGUAGGAAAAGGGAGCUGUAUUUUGAUUAGAGGAAUAUUUGUUGUAUCAUGGAUGGGAGGGGGGCAUGAAUAGAGGAGCGUAGAUGAUCAGAAUAUGAUCACCCUUGGAAUCGUUGUUUUUUUUGUUUGUUUUUUGUUUUUUUAAUGAGCCGAAAUGCAAUUGCAACACCCACACACACACCUACAUACACACACACACACACUGAGGGCCCUACAAGAUCUCAAGCAGGAUGAUGAAGCAUUCAGAUAUCAUCGAAGCAGACAGCAACACCACAACACAAAGAAAGAAAGGAUUGAUGGAUAUAAGAAUUAAAGUGUGGAUCGAAUGUUUUCUUUUUUUUUUUUUUUUCUUUUUUUUUUUUUCCCUCUCCCAGGGCAUUAUGGGAGACCUCUUUCAUUUCCACAUACACACAGUUGUGCCCGGCUGGUUUCACAACUACUACUUGAGUUGCUGACAUUGUUUGUCAGACUGAUGCAUGUAACAACAGAAAAAACCCCAGGAAAACUAAACAGCAAACAGGGCCAUUUUAUGUGACUGCACAAGCCAUUGUAAUUUUUUUUUCCUGGCUAUUCAUCCAGGAAGCUUCCUUUUUCAUAUUAGCGUUAUUGAUGAAAGUAAAAAAAAAAAAGAAGAAAGAAACAGUUAUCGUAUUAAAAUAUUAAUAAAUGAAAUGUGGCCCAUGUGGUCUGUUGGCUGUUAAUUGCUUUUCCAUAAAAAAAUGUGCAAAAAAGGUGAUUAUUUUGGCUUUAAAUACACAAUAGUUUUAGGCUUCUGCUUAACAUGUCUCUGUCCCCAAAUUGUGCUAGUAAAUUCAACAUGCCAUGGGUGGUGAUGGUUGGAGAGCAAAUUAUAUUUCUCGAAUGAGAUUCAGUGCAAGUAAUUUAUUUCAGCUGUUGAAAUGUCAUAUUACAUGUCUCUCUCUCCUUCAUUAUCAGCAUUACAUGAUUCUCUAUCUACCCCCCCUCCCCACACACACACACACACUGUGCUGUACAAAAAUUUUUUUUAAAGCCUUAGUGCUUCUCUUUAACAUUUGCCUGUUCUUCUCUUUUCUGCUCUGUAUUUUGUAUUCUAAUAUAAAGCACACGAGCUGUAACGUACCCCCGAACAUGUCCCCCCUUCCACCUACUUCCUCUUGGAUGUCUUUUUCUGGGCAUAUUCCCUUCCAAAAUGUUGUCAUUCCUUUUGUAAAAUACUGAUUUAAGCAAUUAUCUUGUAUCUCGUUUGUAAAUGCAUUAAACCCUUUGAAUAAGCACAACCUGUAUGCUAAACUAGCUGGUUAGAUUCCUUGCUAAUAUUUUGCUACUGAUGUCUUCUGACAAAUUUUGGCAAAUUAUGUUUGUUUAAAUUAAUAUACUGAAACACAAUGCUUGCCUGACUGAGGCUAGUUUGAUUCUAGAUAACUAGCCAAUUUUUUUGAUAAUGUUUUUUGUUCAGGUCUGGCUCCUGUGCAAAUAUAUGACCAAGUAAAUCAAGACUUAAAUACUCAAAGUAUGUCUAACCAGCUAGCUAGCUUUGCCAGAUUUACUGAUAUAUUUUGUUUUUGGGCACUGUUAAGCUGGCCACUUUUGCUCUAAUAUCCCUGAGGCAAAAGCUAGCUUUUAAUCAAGCUAGCUAGCCCUGAUAAUGUUAUUGAGAUGACCGUGUCAAUCAAGUUUACAGUACUAGAUUAAACGCUUGUCUACCUUUUAGGCAAGCCUUAGCAAGCUAGUUUGAUUCUUUUUAUCUAGCUUUGCUAUUGUUAUUGAUAUGACAGUGUGAAUCAAGACGCUAAAACUAGAUCACACUUGUGUCUACCUGAGGCAAAUGUUUGCUAGUUUCCUAGCAGUUAACUAGCUACAUUAGCUAAUGGUCAUGAUAUAUUUGGGCAGGCAGUUUCAUAUGUAAGAAAGCUAGCUUAUUUAACAUUGCUAAGAUUUUUUGCUACUGUUAAAUACAUAAUUUUUUUCAGUAUAUGAGAAUGAACAUCAGGACUUGGAUACUGAAACUUGAUCUCACUCGUGUCUACCUGAGAAAAACAUAUGGGCUAGUUUUCUAGCUGUUAUCUAGCUAGCUAUCUUAUUUAAAGUUGCUCAAUGUUUGGCUACUGUUAAAAACCUUUUGUUUAGUAUAUAUGUACGUACAUCAAAACUCUGAUUCUGAAACCGUUCUCACUCAUGUAAUACGAACCAGCUUUCUAGCUCUUAACUACCCAGCUAGGUGUGCUAGUAUGUUUUAUUUAACAUUGCUAACAUGCUUGGCUACUGUUAAAUACACUUUUGAGUAUAUGAGAAUAUAAAUCAAGACACUGAUAUUGACCUCACUGGUGUAAGAAAAAUGUUAUUCCAGCUGUAUUAGCUAGUCAUUUAUACAACCCAGCUAAUACUACUAUUUUGCUAGGUCUGGUUCCUGUAAAGUAAAAAAAAGUAUUGAUAUUAAUCAAGAAUUAAGGCUAGCAUGAAGUCGGUUUUUCUAGCAUUCAGAGCUCAUUAAACAAAUGUAUAAUUCUACAUAGCUGUUCGGGGGUACUUUAAACAAAUGUGGUGAUGUUGAAUUGAAUCUAAAGAGGGUGUCUAAAGUGGGAAAUCUCCAUUGAUGUUAAUGAAGGUGUGGAUAUGAGAGUUCGGGGAGUUUUUGUCUGAUGCAAGUAUGGGUUUUUUGUUUUUGGCAAUACCUCAGGCCUCAGAUAUUAUUGUUAUUAUUAUUAUUAUUAUUAUUGUUAUUAUUACAUUUUUAACUGGUCCAGCUUUGUCCAACAAUUAAUUAUAUGAACUAUAUCACUUAUAUCAACUUGGACCAACGUAGUACCUCAGUGAAGAAGAGCAAGGCUGAGUGGUGCUUCUGCAAAAAUGAGCCUAAUCAGUUUGAUGGACUUAGCACUUAGCUUUUUCAUAUUUUUCGAAACAUAUAUUCGACCUGGAGCAACAAAUGGAGUACUGUUAUUUUUUUUUUCCUUUUUUAUUUAAACAGUACAGAUGUAAUGUUAGUGCUUUUUAAAAGCAUCGCAUUACUAGCUCAGUAUGAUCUGUAUGGUUCGAAGAUACACAGCAUGUCGAGUGUUACUGAGGGCAGUUGCUAAGUGUUUUAAGACUCCGUCCUUGUUGCUUCCCCCGCUUUGUACUAUCGAUUCAUAUGUCAUGCUGUCGCUACAAAAUAGAGCUUCCUAUCCUCCAGUAAUGGUACAGGUAUACCAACUGUUCUCUUGUUCCCUCACUCAUUCCAAUCUUGUGUUUUCCAGUCAUCCAAUCUUAGUGUAAUUUGUCCGAGGUCUUUUUUUUUUCUUCUUCCAGGGACAGAAGCUGAUUUCGAGUCCUGUCAGGCUGUUGAAGGUGUGUGUGUGUUUGUGAGCACUUGUGUGUGAGAAGGUACACAGACCUUGCCUAAUUGGUCUGGAUUGUGCCAGCCUGAGACUGAGCCUCUGUCUGAAUUAUUUACCAGCCAUCACCUUGCUCCCCCCUUUCUUUCUUAUUCUUUUUCCUCCUGCAGAAAUCGUAUUCACAAGGCACCUGCAAAUGUACUUUCAUCUCCCUCUAUGAUCUUAUUUCGCUCCGUCUCUGUCUGCCACGAACUCUUUUGAGUCUCAGGUUCAAGCGUCUCUGACUCACUUUGGGACCUGCUCGAUUCCAUUUACUUGACAGUCACCCCUUGGGCGAAGUGGUGCAUCGGUUAAGGAGGUGAACAGCUUUCGUAAAGAGAAAGUUCUAAAAGUAAUGAAUAGCAAUGACACAAAAAGAAAAUUUAUUAGUAUUUUUUUUUUUAAAGGUGGUACUUCCCUCACUUUGUAUACUGAUCACUUUUAUACUGAUGCGAUGUUGGUUUCCUGGAUGUCAAGCGACUGUCUGAUGCACACUGACUUACCAAAUCUGUUGGGUUUUUUCCCCACCAUAAUGCAUUUCUAUUAAAUGUCUUAUUCUAGUUAGCUUUUUCUUUCUUCUUUGUUUUCUUGUUUUGUUUUUGGUUUUAAAGGUGGAACACUUCUGCUGAUGCCCGCCGUAACAUUGUGGCUCUGGUUGAAUUUCUAAUUGACCACAAAUAGCGUUUCUAAUGUCUCUUGAUUUGUAGAUAAUCCAUAAUCUGAUGCAAACGCCUGUGUUGUAGCGAGUGCUUUAAUCCCAGUGUGGAUGAAUAAGCCAAGUGGCUCAGAUCUGUCUACCUUUAACAUUAUUGUACGGUUGAUCUAGUUUGCCCUAAUUGAUUGAGGUCACUUAUCAACUAUGGGGAUAUGUUUAUGCCUUUCAAUAUAUGUAUGUAUGUAAAUAUGUUUGAUUGUUGUAUUACCGAGUACACUAAACCAUAAUAACCUGUCGAGAAAUAAGGCUUUGUGUAAUUGUGCACACACACACCCACACACAAGAUGCAAUUUAUUUAUAUUGUAUAGCUGAUUCUGGUUGAUGUAUUUGCACAUAGUAUUAACAAGUGCAUAUAUUUCAUAAAGUGUUAUUUUCAUUUCA
Messenger RNA from Silurus meridionalis, 7903 nucleotides. It is a transcript of the gene bmp1a, whose product is annotated as bone morphogenetic protein 1a. Gene Ontology annotation, biological process: proteolysis. NCBI's taxonomy places the organism in Eukaryota, Metazoa, Chordata, Actinopteri, Siluriformes, Siluridae. The record is from RefSeq and is a predicted model, not a curated record. The transcript is spliced from 20 exons. Gene Ontology annotation, molecular function: calcium ion binding; metalloendopeptidase activity; zinc ion binding. Bases 200 to 3220 code for a protein of 1006 amino acids.